Molecule: messenger RNA, 927 nt
Organism: Apodemus sylvaticus (European woodmouse)
Lineage: Eukaryota; Metazoa; Chordata; Mammalia; Rodentia; Muridae
Product: olfactory receptor 5B3-like
Exons: 1
Coding region: 4-927 (307 amino acids)
Biological process (GO): sensory perception of smell; G protein-coupled receptor signaling pathway
Cellular component (GO): membrane
Molecular function (GO): odorant binding; G protein-coupled receptor activity; olfactory receptor activity
Source: RefSeq, a predicted model, not a curated record
CUGAUGGAGAACAGGACAGAAGUGAGAUACUUCAUCCUGGUUGGACUCACCAAUGACCCAGGUCUGCAGCUUCCACUCUUCAUUAUCUUCCUCCUCAUCUAUACCAUCACCCUUAUAGGAAAUCUGGGGCUGAUCCUGUUGAUCCUCUUGGAUUCUCGGCUCCACACCCCAAUGUACAUUUUCCUAGGAAACCUGUCCUUAGUGGACUUUUGUUAUUCUUCAACAGUGACUCCAAAGGUCAUAGCUGGAUUCCUUACAAGAGACAAAAUCAUGUCUUACAAUGCGUGUGCUUCUCAGAUGUUCUUUUUUGCAAAGUUUGCUGAUGUGGAAAACUACCUUUUAGCCUCAAUGGCCUAUGAUCGUUAUGUAGCAGUGUGUAAGCCCCUACAUUAUGCCACCACCAUGACAACACGCAUGUGUGUGUCUCUUCUCAUUUGCUGUUAUAUCUGUGGUUUCCUCAAUGCUUCCAUCUAUACUAUCGAUGCAUUAAGUCUCUCCUUCUGUGAGUCCAAUAUAGUCCAUCAUUUUUUCUGUGAUGUUCUGGCAGUCAUGAUGAUAUCUUGCUCUGAUAGACAUGUUAAUGAAUUGAUUCUUGUUUAUGUAGCCAGCUUCAAUAUCUUUUUUGCCCUUAUACUGAUCAUAAUAUCCUACAUGUUCAUUUUUAUCAACAUACUAAAGAUACAUUCAGCUGGAGGAUAUCGCAAAGCUCUCUCCACUUGUGCCUCUCACUUCACAGCUGUCUCCAUUUUCUAUGGUACAAUCAUAUUCAUGUACUUACAGCCCAGCUCCAGUCACUCCAUGGACAUGGACGAAAUCGCAUCUGUGUUCUAUACCAUGGUUAUUCCCAUGUUGAACCCUCUGGUUUACAGUCUGAGGAACAAGGAUGUGAAAAAUGCAUUCACAACGAUUAUAUUGAGAUCAGGAUGA